AUGUCGUUCAGGGAUAAAUUAGAAGAAUGUGCUUCAGAGCCACACCUGCGACAAGAAGAAGUAAGGGCGUUCAAGACAGCAAUUGCGUUUCUCGAUCUUAUGGCUGAGCACGAGAAUGAAAUAUUGCCUUAUCCAAUUCUUGAAAACGAAUGGAAAUUUUUUAAAAGAGCAUCAUCUUCGAAAGAGCCAGAAAUUAGAGAACUCGAGAAAUAUUUGACAACUCUUAGUUCUAGUAUUCCAAGAUAUUGGGCAGUCAAGUUACAAACUAUAUGGCUUGGACACGCAGAUAAAUAUGAGAUGGUUCGCAAACAACACGAUUCUUUGGAAGAAAUUUCCAAACUACUAAGCUUAGAGGUGGCUUAUGAUGGCAUCUUGGAUAAGUGGUCCAAGAACUGGAAACCCAUUGUAAAGACUCGAUUCGAUUACGAAAGGGCUCUCAAAAGACCAGAAGAUACGAUGUUCACAGAGAGAUUGAAGGGUUUUUAUGAAAAUCGCAGAGUAUCAACAUUUCAUCAGGACAAAGAUGGCUCAAAUUUCAAAUUUGGCGAUAUUGAUCUCGAAGAAGUUGAGUGUACUGCCACAAGUAGAUGGGGAUCAGAAAUUUGUCGGCAAGCCUUUCACAUUGUUCCAUCACGAACAAGCACGGCCGAAAUGAAUUUGAUGUUUGUCACGACAGAGGCUUUGAAUCCUGCGCUUGGAGCAUACGAUCUCAAGAAUGGUUCAAUAUUUUGA
Molecule: messenger RNA, 732 nt
Organism: Botrytis porri
Lineage: Eukaryota; Fungi; Ascomycota; Leotiomycetes; Helotiales; Sclerotiniaceae
Exons: 2
Coding region: 1-732 (243 amino acids)
Source: RefSeq, a predicted model, not a curated record